This is a messenger RNA of Hirsutella rhossiliensis, 2403 nucleotides long. RefSeq names its product endonuclease-reverse transcriptase domain-containing protein. Gene Ontology annotation, molecular function: catalytic activity; zinc ion binding; nucleic acid binding. Bases 1 to 2403 code for a protein of 800 amino acids. The transcript is spliced from 7 exons. The record is from RefSeq and is a predicted model, not a curated record. NCBI's taxonomy places the organism in Eukaryota, Fungi, Ascomycota, Sordariomycetes, Hypocreales, Ophiocordycipitaceae.
AUGCCGCCGCUACGGAAGGAGCGCGGCGUGAACCGUCCGAGCCUGCCCGGCACCACCGAGACCGACGUGCUCCAACCGACUGCGAAGCAAUUCACAUCUGGUCUCGAACACAGCUUCGCAGAGCACUUCUCCAACCGUUUUCUCGACCUCUGGAGGCAGACGCCCUCCGAUCUCCGACUCGCAUCUGCGCCGACGUACAGCAGCGUGGCCGCCGGUCGCACCGCAAGCCAGCGGCCAUGUGGCCACUCUCCCACGGCCGCUGCAGCCCCGCAACAAGAGCCACAACAGCCAAUUUCCCGUCUCCAGGGACGACCAAUCCCCGCCCCGCCGAAAGAAGACCUCCGGGUUUUCGUGCGACUCCCGGCCGAAGCACCGGCGAGGGACCACAAUAGCUACGCAAUCCGGACCCACAUUGCCGCCAAAGUCGGCAUCGACCUUCACCAAGUCCCAGCCGCUUUCAAGGUGAACUCCGGAUGGGCCAUCAGAACAACAGAUGCGACCAUUCGGGAUCUUAUCGUCCAACGACAGUCGGAGUGGUCCCAAGACAUGGGCGCGACAGAUGUAGAAAUCAGCCAGAGAUGGUACACCUACGCCGUGGCAAACUGCCCCUAUAUUCUUACCGACCUACAGGGAAAGAAUUGGACUACGAGCCAGCCGCCAAAGAUGAAAUCGCCUGCCAGACCGGCCUCAAACCCAUCAGGGUGCGCCCGCCAGGCGCAAGCCGAACGACCCCUGACCUGUACCUUGAUUGUGUCAUUCCUCGAACCGACUGAUAAGCCCUGGAGGCUGUUUGGAUCCAGUCGGCUCGCCCAAUACAUUGAGAGAUCUAGCCUGCCCAGCCAGUGCGACAAGUGCUGGGACUUUCACGCCCGACACACCUGCGACCGACAAGCAUCCUGCAAGCGGUGCGGACGGCGCGGCCACGACGCGGAAGCUUGCGUGGCCCUCGAGCGGUGCGCGAACUGCCUUGGGCCCCACGCCGCAGACUUUGCGAAGUGCCCUGCGCGCCCGAAGCGAUCACACGGCGUCAUUCGCCGUCUGACGAGAGAAGAGAAAUCUCGCGCCCGAGAGCUGGGCGCUCAACUGUCCGCCCGGCGAAAGGAACAAUACGAAAGAGUAGAACGAUCCGAGCAGCCCGAACGGGAUGCCACCUGCUCGCCGGGUGGUGUCACCGAAAGACAUGCUGCCCGGGACGACGGACAGCAAGCCCAACCUCAUGACGAAGCCCCACGGCGCGCGAACGUGGGCAAGAUCUCGCCGGCGCACGACUGCGCCCUUGCCCUCGCCGAUUCCGAACAUUACGAUGUGGUGCUCCUCCAGGAGCCAUGGACAGAAACAAAGGGCGGCCGAUGCCUUACCAAAACACAUCCCGCCUACGACACCUUCUCCCCGGUUGACAGCUGGGAAGACAAUAGCACCCGACCCAGAGUCAUGACCUAUGUCCGCCGCAGGCCUGGACUGAUGGUAGAUCAGAGGAGGCCCGCGGCAACUCGUGACAUUCUUUGGCUCACGGUCAACGACAUCACUUUGGUCAACGUUUACCGCCAACCGUCAUACGACGAGGCCCUCGACAUACUACUCCAAUGGCCCGCGCCAGACAGAUGUCUGGUAGCAGGCGAUUUCAACGCCAAACACCACAGCUGGCAAGCCGGCCGCAUCGAGGGCCGCGGCGAGGCUGUAGCUGCAUGGGCGACAGCCAACGGUCUGAACCUGCUCAACCCGGCUGACGUCCCGACAAAUCCUCAUGGCAAUACGAUCGACCUUGCCUUCUCUAAUAUCGCCUUGGCCAAUGCCGUGGUGGAAGACCAUCUUGCCACCAGCUCCGACCACUUCACGCUCAGCACUACCCUGCCUGAGCUCGCUGUAGCGCCCCCACCCACUGGGAAGUUUGCCGCCAAAGCUGCAGGCCGGUCGGUCCGCAAGGGCGCACGCAGCGCGCCCUGGUGGACGGAGGAAUGCUCCUUGGCCGCGGUGGAGUAUCGCGCAAGAGUCGUGCGGCGAGUCAAGCGCCGUUACUGGCGCGAUCUGAUUGACAGCUUCACGGACAGUGCGUCCGUCUUCAAGGCGGUCCUGGAUGAUACCGUCUAUGAGACCCAACUAGACAAAGCCAACGCCCUGCGACGAGCAACGCUCGAACGUCGCACUUCGCAGGAUGACAUCACGGAUCCGUGGGUCCCAGUGGACACAGCGAGGACGAUUCCUUUCGCUCAGAACGUUUCCCUGGAGGAGGUCCGUGACGCGACCCUUCGCACGGGUAACACCUCUCCCGGCUCCGAUAACAUUACGGUCAAGAUGCUCCGUGCCGUCUGGCAUACCAUUGGAAGCCUCGUCCACAAGCUGUAUCAGGGCUGUCUCGACAUCGGUCACCAUCCUAAGCCUUUCAGGAAGCGGAAGUGGUUAUGA